Cotesia glomerata is the source of this 3583-nucleotide messenger RNA. RefSeq lists its product as uncharacterized. Bases 1779 to 3065 code for a protein of 428 amino acids. NCBI's taxonomy places the organism in Eukaryota, Metazoa, Arthropoda, Insecta, Hymenoptera, Braconidae. The record is from RefSeq and is a predicted model, not a curated record. Gene Ontology annotation, molecular function: protein binding; catalytic activity. The transcript has 2 exons.
AAUUGUUAGGAAGGACAACGCCUUGAAGUUUUUAGACCUUCAAAAUAAAGUAGAAAUUAGUACUCCCGGAUUCUUCGCUAAUUGCAUCAGAUUUAGUUGCAUACUCCUAAUUGCAGCCCUCACAGGUUGCAAAAAAUCUUUGUUCUUCAUAAAUUGGAAGCUGAGAAAUAAAUUUUUAUAUUUAUUGGCAUACAAGUUUGAGGUUAUUGUAUUUUAGAGUGAAGUGAUUUUAGUUCGUCCGGUGUUAUAGUGACAGUACUCUAUUAAUUGUAAAUCUGCUUCCACGUCCUUCUUCACCGAUACAUUAGAAACUACUCUUCAUUACUCACAGGUGGCGUCACCAAAGUCCUCUGUAUUGUUUUUAUUUACAUCAGUCAGCUGUUAAGUAAAUCAAAAUAUAAACAUAUACCCAAACCGAUCUGUUAUGCUCUGUGUUAGAUGUAAGAAGAUAGCUAAAGUUAACAAAACUUGCUUGACUUGUAAAUCAUCUUAUCACCCUAGUUGUCUUAAGGAAGCGUUAAAAUCAAAGCUACCAAGUAAUUGUUGUGUGAAGUUUUUUAAAUCACCAUUAUCACCUCUUGAAUCGACAAGUUCAUCCAGACGUACUAGUUUUGUGAGAUCUAUAAGUGAACGGUCCUCACUCUCCAGUUUCAAGUCAAUUGAUUCAUCGCCUAAAACUCCUCCAGUUUCAUCUAUGAUUGACGAUUCUGUCACCAGCUAUGGAUUCACCGUCAACGAUCACUCUGGACAAAACUAUUUCGUCAAGUGACACUCAUGUUUCAAAUGAUAAUUUAAUUACUGAUCAAGGUUUGAGUUCUGAAAGUAGUAAACCUGAUUGGACAAACUUCACACUCGAUCAGAAGAUGGACCUGUUACUUGACUUGUCAUUCAAAAAUAGCUUUGAAAUUCGUAAGGUUUCUGAAGAUCUUAGUAAGCACACUGAUGAUAUCAAAUCUAUAAUAACAAAUUUAGAUAAAAAUAGUGCCGAUAUAAAAAGUCUUUCAGCAAAUUUAAAUACUUUAAAUUCUUCAUUAGCUAAAGUAACAGAGAACCAAAAGUCAUCUGAUGAAAAAGUGUGUCAAUUAGUUGAAAUUUGUAAUGUUCAUUCCUCUGCUAUUGACUUGAUAAAAUCGACUGUUGAAUCCGCUGGAUCGGUAAAUAACAUCUCGGCUGGGCCAUCAAACAUCACAUCAUCUCAGCUUCUUUUGUCUGGAGUGCCAGAAAAUGUUACGUCAAAUUUAUCGUCAGCGGAAAUUAUACAUCAAGUAUUCAAUAAAUUGAGCAUUUCAAAAUUAGAAAAUGAUAUUCUUAGUGUGCGUGAAUUAAAAAACAGAAGAUCCUCAACAUCUCAUGGAUCGAAACACUCCUUCAUCCUGAACCUAAAAUCGGCUCAGGUUCGUGACCAUAUCGUCGAUGUAAAACGUCGUGUAAAGAAACUACAAAUUAGAGAUACGUUUCCAACCGUAGUAAAUGCUCCAGAAGGACAAAUUUAUUUAAAUGAAUUUCUGCAUCCGGACGUAUAUAAACUUCUGAAAUUAACGAAAGUUAAAGCAAGAGAAUUAAAAUUUAAGUAUGUCUGGGCUUACAAAGGUGUAGUCUGUCUGAAAGAAAAUGAUGAUUCAGCCAAAAUUGAAAUUCGUUCUCAAAAUGACUUAAAUAAGUUAAAUUAGCAAUUACCUUGCAAACAUAUUAAAAAUUGUCAAACUUUAAAUAUUCUAACACUAAAUAUAAAUAGCUUUCUCUCUCAUACAGCUCAGCUGGAUCUCUUAGUUGCUGAAAUGAAGCCGCAUAUCAUCACCAUUGUGGAAACCUGGCUUAAUCCCGAUAUAAGUAUUGCGUUAAAUAACUAUGUUGUUAUUCGGAGAGAUAGAGGACUUAUCGAUGAAUUUGGACGUUAUAUACGCGGUGGUGGUUUGGCUUGCUUUAUUCAUAAGUCUUUAAAAUCAAAAAUUCUAUACACUUCGUUGACAAGUCACCUAAAUCAACCCGAAUUCAUGAUAAUCGAUGUCUCGCUGGAAACUGGAGCCCAUAUUUUGCUAUCUGCUAUUUAUAGAAGGCCUCAAGGUGAUCUUUUGGAUUGCUUCUUCACUGAGUUUGGAAAGUUAUAUCCACAUUACAAUAAUAUCAUCAUUACUGGAGACUUAAAUUGUAAUUUGCUCAAAACUGAUCGCUUAGCCUGCCAUCUUCAGUCCUUCAUCACAGACUCUGCACUUUUCUGUGUACCACAUGGUCCUACAUAUCAUACAAAUGGAGUUGAUUCAUGGCUAGGUGUUAUUAUUGUUGACAGUGAAGACAAGGUGAGAAAUUACUUUAAAUCUGCAGCACCUUUUGUUGGUGGUCAUGAUUACUUAUUUGCAGAGUAUAAUCUUGAACAUCCAGUAAAAUGUGAUAAAUUAAGAAGAUAUCGUGACUUCAAAAAUUGUGAUCACGUGGCUCUUUCCCAGUCCUUAAAUAACAAUUUGAAUUUAAAUAACAUUGUUAUUGACAGCUUGGAUCCAAAUGAACUCACCUCAUACUUCCUGAAUGUAGUUACAAACUCUUUGGAUGAAUUUGCUCCCUUCUCUGAGAGGAAAAUAAGCCGUCCAAAAAAUCCUUGGUUAACGAAGGAACUAAAAAAUGAACUGAAACAUCGUGAUGCUAUCUACAAACGAGCACGUAGAAAUAAUGAUCAAAACCUUCUUAAAUAUUUUAAGACAUUAAGAAGUGAGCUAAAAGCUAAAUUAAACGCUGCACGUGAUAAUUAUUUUACAAAUAUUUUAUCGAAAAAAUCGCAUGAUUCCUCAAUAUGGAAAAAACUUAAACAACUUAAUAUAAUCAAACCGAAGCAGUCUUCACCGUUGGAUCAUUUUGGAGCAGAUGAAUUAAAUAAUUUUUAUGCUGCUACUUUGACAAAGCAUUCUUCUUGUAGCAGAGAGUUUGUUCAUGAUUUAGUGUCAUUCGCUGUGAAAAGAGUAAAUUGCGAAUUUGAGUGGUCCAGGAUUGACAUUGUUGACGUCACAAAGAGUUUUCAUCUCACUCUGUCUAAAUCUGCUGGUAAAAGUCCAGAUGGGCUAGAUCUUAAAUAGCUGAGAGAUCAUCUACCGCAAAUAUCUCUAUUUUUAACCGCUGUCUUUAAUCGCUCACUAGAGACUGGCAUUUUCCCGGAUUCAUGGAAGUCUGUUUUCAUCGUUCCAUUAAACAAAGUCAUUCCACCCAAAUCUCUCUCUGAUACGCGGCCCAUAGCAAAUCUAUCGCACUUAUCAAAGGUUUUUGAGCGUAUUAUCGCAAACCAAGUUGUUAUGUACUUGGAAACAAAUAAUUUACUAGAUGAUUAUCAAUCUGGUUUCCGGCAAAAUCAAAGUACGCAAGCUGCAUUGCUAAGAUUAACGGAUGAGAUUCGGUGUGCGAUAGACAAUGAUGACUUUACAUUUCUUAUUCUAUUUGACUUCACUAAGGCAUUUGAUUAUUUAAAUCCAAGAAUGCUUUUCAUUACGAUGUUUGAAUUGGGUUUUUCUAUUGAAACUAUCUCUUGGUUCCAGUCGUACCUCUCAGGCAGAUCUCAGAUGGUCAUUGAUCCGUCAAAUGUUGCAUCAAAUUCAAUGAA